AUGGUGUUUGAGAAUGAGGACGGUGAUCUGUUGAUCUACGACUGGAAGCGGUGCAAGGACGUGACGCCUACACCGGCGUUCAAGAAGUUUAGCGGUAUGGCGGGUCUUGAACAUGUGCUGGACUGUAAGUUCUACCAUUACUCACUGCAGCUAAACAUUUACAAGUACAUGGUCGAACGAGCGUACGGCAAGAAAGUCGUGGAACUGGCGCCUGUGGUGCUGUACCCGGACCAGAACACGUACCAGUUCUCGCCCGUCGCCGACAUGAUGGAUGAGGUGCGCACUCUGAUGAUGCACCGCCACAUUGAGAACUGGGUGCGCGACGAUCACGGGGCAGCCGACAACGACGACGCGGUGACGACCAAUGCAAACACGACCACAAGAACCGUAAGCUCGGCUAGCCAAGAUCCGACUGACACGUGUAGCCCACGAACGUUCGUACAGUCGCGCACAAUGGCAACGUAUACGUGGACCAGUGCGGGCGUAAUAUUCCCGCAGCUAUCCUGCGCCUUUUGUACAAUCCGAUGUACCGUGGCAUCCGAGACGUUGCCAAAUCGCGUGUCUUGGAGGAGGACAUCGAGCUUUUCCCACUCGGCGUCUGGUACACUGG
Molecule: messenger RNA, 610 nt
Organism: Sphaeroforma arctica JP610
Lineage: Eukaryota; Ichthyosporea; Ichthyophonida
Exons: 2
Source: RefSeq, a predicted model, not a curated record